Messenger RNA from Trichomycterus rosablanca, 1676 nucleotides. It is a transcript of the gene lamtor2, whose product is annotated as late endosomal/lysosomal adaptor, MAPK and MTOR activator 2. Bases 91 to 468 code for a protein of 125 amino acids. Lineage: Eukaryota; Metazoa; Chordata; Actinopteri; Siluriformes; Trichomycteridae. Gene Ontology annotation, cellular component: Ragulator complex. The transcript has 4 exons. Gene Ontology annotation, biological process: positive regulation of TOR signaling; cellular response to amino acid stimulus. The record is from RefSeq and is a predicted model, not a curated record. Gene Ontology annotation, molecular function: guanyl-nucleotide exchange factor activity; molecular adaptor activity.
GUCAGCUGAUGUCUUAGCGUUAGCUACAAAAAUAGCAAACAUUUGGAGCAGUUUUAGCAUUUAUUUAAAUAAAAACUCACAAGAAUUAUCAUGUUACGUCCAAAAGCAUUAACACAGGUUCUCAGUCAGGCAAACACAAACGGAGUACAGAGCACAUUAUUGCUAAAUAAUGAAGGUUCACUCCUGGCAUAUUCAGGUUAUGGAGACACAGAUGCUCGAGUAACUGCAGCAAUUGCAAGCAACAUUUGGGCUGCCUAUGACAAAAAUGGACACCAGGCUUUCAAUGAAGACAAACUGAAAUUUAUUUUAAUGGACUGCAUGGAAGGCAGAGUGGCUAUUACUCGGGUCGCAAACUUAUUGCUGUGCAUGUACGCAAAGGAGACUGUGGGGUUUGGGAUGCUUAAAGCCAAGGCUGAGGCUCUAGUGGACUAUCUCCAGGAACCAUUAACACAAGUGGCAGCAUCAUAGAAAUCUCAUUUAAAAUAGCUUUGUUCCUGUGAUUGUUGGCUCAUAUUUUGUCAAUUUAUUUCAGGUUUUAUUUAUUUGAUUUCUUUCCCUUUAUAUGCUCAUAACUAAUUAAAGCGCUAGAAAAUCUUCAAGAAGUUUAGCGCCAUCUGAUUUCCACCUUUUUGGAUGCUAAAAGAAGCUGUAAGGGGAAGAAGAUUUUCAUGUGAUGAUGUGAAAGCAGCGCUGCAUCAGUGGCUAUGCGCUCAACCAGAAACAUGUUUUGCUGAUGGCAUUAAAAAGUUGGUACAAUGCUGGGAAAAAUGCAUCGGAAGGUGACGAUGUAGAAAAGUGAUGUCAUUUGUUAUUCUGAAUGAAUAGAGUUAAAAAAAAAAGUGCGGAAACAUCUUGAAGAACCCUCAUAGUAUGUACAGUGGGUGAGAGAAGUAUUGAACCACUUUUAUUUUUGUUAUUUAAUAUACCCUAUGUGCAUAUGAAUGUAUUUUGAUGAUUACAAAAGCAAUCACCUUAAACAUUUGUUAAUUCAACGAAUGUAGAAAUUUGCAGGUGGACAAUUCCUAGAACUACAAGAUGCUUUCAGAUUUAUGACAAGGAAUGUGAAUUAGUAGCCAGCAGUCAUUUAAAAACGGCAUAGUUUAGUAGGUCAGUUAAAAAAGCUCAGUUAUGCACAGAUAAAAUCAUUUAGAUAAGAACAUGACCGAUCAGAUUACUGAAAAAUAGAAAUUGUUGUAAAUAGUUCAGCCUGUCGUGUUUGAAGAAAUAAUUGUUGUGCAUGUAAUCCUAUAAACACCAAACCCACUGUGAAAGGUGGAGAUGAGAGAAUUCUGAUAUAGGGCUGUUUUUGUAUAUUGUACUGCAUCGUUACACAUCAUCAACAGAAACAUGAAGGGGGUAAAUUUACAGAGACAUGUUAAAAAAUAAUUUUAUGUCAUCCUGCAAGAAACUAAAUCUGGACGUUUUUUUUACAAGACAACCCCAAACAUACAAACAAUCCAAGGUCCAAAUAAUCCAAAGUUUGUUUCUAAAAAAUAUUAAAGGUAAAUAAAUGCAUUAAAUGUAUAUAAAAUUACAAAACAAGUGGUGGAAUACUUUUUAAACUCCCACCAGAACUCACAUCUAAUGUUUUCUGUGUUUGUGUUUCAAAACUAAUGACUUUAUGACCAAUAACAAGAUUCAAUAUUUGUUAAAACAAAUAAAUCAGCUUUUUUGUA